Sander lucioperca (pikeperch) is the source of this 3360-nucleotide messenger RNA. RefSeq names its product angiopoietin 2a (gene angpt2a). Gene Ontology annotation, biological process: Tie signaling pathway. Gene Ontology annotation, molecular function: receptor tyrosine kinase binding. The coding region runs from base 369 to 1856 and encodes 495 amino acids. Lineage: Eukaryota; Metazoa; Chordata; Actinopteri; Perciformes; Percidae. The transcript is spliced from 9 exons. The record is from RefSeq and is a predicted model, not a curated record.
AGUGUGCACUGAAAGGAAUCUCCACUUCACUGCUCUUCACAGUGAGUGGCGGCAGUGAGGGGGGAGUGGUUUAGACUCACAGUUAGCUAAUCAGAGGGGCCACGGGCAGCUCAAACAAGUGGUUGGGGGCUUGAUGAGAAGAGCACAUGCAGUCUGGCACCGGUAACCUAAAGGGAAUGACACACUACCUCUAACUCCUGAUGCCUUUUUCUCCUCCUUCCACUGAGAGGUAAUAAAAGGAGUCUGCAGAACCUCAAGAGGAUUGUUGAGGGAAGACAUCCAGUCAUUGAGAGAAGAUUAAGGAUAGGUCAACUGACUUAUAAUUGUACUAACUUUGUUUUAAGGUAAAUAUUAUAUAUAGCUAUACUAUGAAGAUGCUGAAUGUGGACUUACUAGUUUUAAGUUUCUGCCUUUGUCUGGGGACAGGACAAAGUGCUGUGGGUAAGAGACAAUAUCAGAUCCAAAACGGGCCGUGUAGCUACACCUUUCUGCUGCCUGAGCAGGAAAACUGCCAAACCCAGAGCAGCAACUAUAACUAUCCAGUUCAAAAGGAUGGACCUGUGGACAACGAGGAGUCGGCUCAGAGGCUGGAACAACUGGAGAUCAUCAUGGAGAACAACACACAGUGGCUGCUUAAGCUGGAGAACUACAUACAGGACAGCAUGAAGCAGGACAUGGUGCAAAUCCAACAGACUGCUGUACACAACCACACAGCUACGAUGAUUGAAAUUGGAACAAACCUGCUGAGUCAAACCGCAGAGCAAACAAGGAAACUGACCAAUGUGGAGGCACAGGUAAUUCAUCAUACAACUCGACUUGAGCGUCAACUUCUUGAAAACUCCUUGUCAACUAACAAGUUGGAAAAACAACUAAUUGUCCAAACAAAUGACAUCAGCAAGCUGAAUGACAAAAACAGCUUUCUGGAGAAAAAGGUGGAGGAGAUGGAGGAGCAGAGGCAGGUGGAGCUGAAGAUGCUUCGCGAUGAAAAAGAGCAGCUUCAGCUUCUAAUACUGAGGCAGACCUCCAUAAUCGGCGAGUUGGAGCAGCAGCUGCUCAAAGUCUCCUCCAACAACACUGUACUGCAGCGUCAGCAGCAGGAGCUACUGGACACCGUGAACAACCUCAUUCACACCAUCUCUGUCGGUUCAGCUCGAGAGAGCAAAACUGUCAUGAUGCAGGACACUCCUACCACAUUCAUGGACUGUGCUGCUGUCUUCAAGGCAGGAAACACCCAAAGUAGAGUCUACACUCUCACAUUACCCAACACUACAACAGAGGUUAAGGCUUUCUGUGACAUGGAGACAGAAGGAGGUGGGUGGACAGUACUACAAAAACGCUUUGACGGCCAUGUUGACUUUCACCGUACGUGGCAAGAGUACAAAAAGGGGUUUGGAGAUCCUUCAGGUGAAUUCUGGUUAGGAAAUGAAUUUGUCUCCACACUGACAAUUCAACAGUCCUAUAAUCUAAGGAUCCAGCUGAGCGACUGGGAAGGAAACUCUGGAUUCUCACAAUAUGACCAGUUUUCUCUCGACAGUGAAGCACAAAAUUACAGGAUACACCUUAAAGGCUUCAGUGGAACAGCAGGCAAAAUAAGCAGCAUCGGGCAGCCAGGAAGUGAUUUCAGUACAAAGGAUGCGGACAACGACAAAUGUGUUUGCAAAUGUUCACAACUGACAACAGGGGGUUGGUGGUUUGAUGCCUGUGGUCCGUCCAAUUUGAAUGGGAUGUAUUACCAACAAGGCCAAAAUUCAAAUCGCUUCAAUGGAAUCAAAUGGUAUUACUGGAAAGGCUCGGGCUACUCACUGAAGUCCACUACAAUGAUGAUCAGACCAGCAGACUUCUCGGGUUCCCUUUGAACUGUCACGCUCAGAUUAAACAAAGUGGGAGGGAAAUUCUGCUGACGAACAGCAACAAACAACAAAACCAAAAAUAAAUAUUCUCAAGGGAACCAAAGCACUUCAUGAACAUAUUUUUACAUACCUUUGGAAAGACAUAUUUUGUGCAUGUUUAUGUGUACAGUAAUUUGAAAUAGAGACUGACAAAAUGACAAAUAUCUAUACUGAAAAUACUUAUGACUGGUAUGUAUAGAUAAUUAGGUAUAAUAAUUACAUUGAGUAAUUACAGCUAGCUAACCAGUCAGAAGAGGCCAGAGUAAAUUGUGACAUUUAAUCUAAUGUCUUUAAAGAUUGUAAUGUCCAAGCACCCAUUUAACUAUGUUUUAAAUAAUAGCUGCCUAAGUCAUUGUAAAAAAAAAAAAAAAAAGAAGAGACAAUGGUACAACACAGAAAAACUGGCUCAAAGUGAUUAUGAUUCUGUUGAAUGCCUAAAAUGUAAAUGCAAAUGUAAAAAAAUGCCACAGAAAAUGUUUCUCUUACGAUGCUGUUUUUCUCCUGAGAAUGUAUGUGCAUUUGUUGUUUAAUUUAUAUGUAGAUUUUAAGUUUGAUAUUUAACAUUAUUAUAUAUGAUGGAGAUUUGUUAGUUUGACAUCUUGAAUCCUAGCUAGUUAACAAUGUUAUUGCACAUAGGCUACACUAAGUGGAAUUCUUUUAAUAUAAUUCUGCAGCACCUUCCCACUUGCUCAUGCAUGAUGAUCUUUUUGCAGUCAUUUUUAUUUAUGCAAUCUUUCUUUUAAAGCUUCAAAAUCCUAAUUUAUGAAAAGGUUUUGGAAGUGAGGAAGCUGAAUUCCUCACCAGUAAACACUGGCUUUAGAUUUGUUUUGGAGUGUAUGACUGUAAUACUCUACCAGCUGUUAAAUACCUGAAGUUGAAGACUAAACAUAACCACAAGGCACAGAGCUUAAAACGUAAGCUCUAAAGUCCUUCUCAACAAUAUUUCUGUUUGACACAAAAGUGCCAGAUCACCACAACUUUUUCAGCAACGUUGUAUCACUUUAAGUACAAAAUAAAAAAAAAUGAAAUGCUCAAAAGUUGCAUUUUCUAUUGUUGCUUUAAGGUCACUAAUCACAGUUUAACUUCACAUUUCAACUCUAACCACCAAAUCUUCAGAAGAGCGAUAUGGGCAAAGUUAAUAGUGGGCAAUAUGGAUCAAAUCUUUUAUCACAGUAUAUGUUAAUUUUAUAGUGUGAUAUUGAUACAUGUUGUGGUACAGUCAAUUUGGGGUUGUUUAUGGAUAAAACAGCCACAUGGGAAUGUUCUGUUUUUGGCUAAUUCAGCUAAUUAAAUACCUGACAAAUCAAGGAACAGUACUUCAUCAGAUUAAUAUAAAGAUCAGUCCAAUAAAGCCAUAAAGCAGUCCUGAUCAUUGUUUGUAACAUAUCCCUUAAUGGUCUUAUGCACGGAUAUAAAGGAAAAGUUACAGUAGAACCUUCAUUGUCACAAAUGGUUGAGUUAAAGUUAAAAU